Striga hermonthica is the source of this 1089-nucleotide messenger RNA. NCBI's taxonomy places the organism in Eukaryota, Viridiplantae, Streptophyta, Magnoliopsida, Lamiales, Orobanchaceae. The record is from the annotation of a GenBank genome assembly.
AUGGACGGUAGCGGCGGAGCCACCACAGGAAACUGGACGGAGAUGGUAGAAGACCUUGUGCAUAGCGGAGAAAUCGAUCGAGCUGUAUCUUUUCUCGAAUCCAUAAUCCCCAAUCUCGAAAAUGAAGUGGAAAAAGAACAGCUUCAAAACAAAAAUGGUGAAAAAUCCGGCUCUGGCGCAGCUGAUCGGUUGUGCACUGCUCUUGAAGACCUUUCCAGGCUUUAUGCAGCUCAAGGUUUAUCUCUAAGAGCCGAUCAGACUCAGUCGCGUGCGCUCCAAAUCAAACUCAGAAAACUGGAGUUUGGUGUAAGAAAGGGUUCAACAUCCAACGAGAAUGCUGAAGAUCGGAUUUCACAAGAUGGUGCUACUACUUUGGACGGAAUUGCUGAAGAUGGAUUUAGCGAGAAUUCUGAAAAUCUUCACUCUGAUGGCAUCCGACAUGACAGUGGUGGAUGUUUGCCUGGUAUAUCCAAACUCUCUCUCGAGGAAUCAAAAUCUCAACAAACUAAAAGACGGGGACGGGGAACAUUUGCAUACAAGAAGCAGGGCCUAUACAGUGAUAACCCGUCUGAUGAGCCCAUUAUUGAUGAUGACUCUGAAAAUAAUUCUGUGGGUCACGCUGAAGACCCAGAAAAAAGAAACUUAUUGUACGGUACACGUCAUGUCUUGGUUCUUGCCGACUUCCCUCCAAGCACUAGAACAACCGACCUCGAGAAAUUGCUCAAGAAAUUCAAAGAUCUUUUUGUGAUUCGCUGGGUGAAUGACACAACCGCAAUUCUGGUGUUUAGAACGCCAGCUGCCGCUCUCGAGGCUAGCCACUCCAUUGAAUGCCCGUUUACGGUUCGUGCACUCGAAGAAGAUGAUGAACUGUUGAGUGCAAUACCACCAAAAGACCUGGAGCCUCCUCGUAGAAGGCCUCAGACAUCAGCAAGAACUGCUCAAAGAUUGAUUGCCCAUAGUAUGGGAAUUAAGCUGCCCUCUACUUUUGGGUCUUCCGAAUUAAGAAAACAAGAGGAAGCUCGUAAAAAUCGGAUCGUUUCCAGACAGAAUAUGAGAGACGAUGCUUGGGGUAGUGAUGAUACAAACUAG